This is a messenger RNA of Rubroshorea leprosula, 1784 nucleotides long. Lineage: Eukaryota; Viridiplantae; Streptophyta; Magnoliopsida; Malvales; Dipterocarpaceae. The record is from the annotation of a GenBank genome assembly.
GGAGUGUUUUUAUUUCCUUUAUAUUUGUGACCUUAACUAGCACUCAUUAUCUCAGCGGCAGCCCUAUUUCUCUUUGUCUGAGAGAAUGGAAGGUGGACUUCCUAUGCUUAACUGUCUCCUACAGCACACACUAAGGAGUCUGUGCUCUUAUUCUGAUCCAUCAUGUUCUUCAAAGUGGGUUUAUGCUGUGUUCUGGAGGAUUCUGCCAAGGAAUUACCCUCCACCAAAGUGGGAUUAUGGAGGGACUCUUCUUGAUCGUUCCAAAGGAAACAAAAGAAACUGGAUUCUUGUAUGGGAAGAUGGCUUUUGUGAUUUCUGUGAAUGUGAGCAGGCCGGAAGUGGAUAUCUAAAGGGGAGAUUUGGUGUUGAUGUCUUCUUUAAAAUGUCUCAUGAAGUAUACAAUUAUGGCGAAGGGGUGGUGGGGAAAGUUGCAGCAGAAAACAGUCACAAAUGGGUGUUUAAAGAAACCCCAAAUGACACUGAUCCUACCUUCAUCUCCCCAUGGAAUAUGUCCAUUGAACCCCAACCCAGGGCCUGGGAGUUUCAGUUCAAUUCAGGCAUUCAGACAAUUGCUGUUAUUUCUGUCAGGGAAGGCAUAAUUCAACUGGGUUCAUUUGACAAGAUUGUGGAAGAUCUCAAUCUGGUCAUCAGCAUACAAAGGAAAUUCAGUUAUCUACAGAGCAUUCCCGGCGUGUUUGCUAUGCAAAGACCAUACUUGCCAAUCCAAUAUCCUUACGCCCUUAAACCCAGCAACCAGAUGUUUGGAUUCCAGGAUGACAAAACCAGGCUGCAAGGUGGAAACAAAAGGAUGAUCAAUGAAGCGGCAGGGGAUUCCGCUGUCAAGUCCAUCAACUUAGGCUGGAACAGCCCUCAAAAUGGAGUUGCAGGAUCACCGUUCUGGUCAAUUCCACCUCUUCUGCCUCCCAUGUCUUAUAGUCUUGGAGCUCUAUUAUCAAAGUUUCCUUCCAUGGUCCCUUCUUAUGGUGCCAUUGAAGCUCCUGACGAAGCUGCUCUGAUCAAUAAAAUCAAUAGUAGAUGCAAGAGGAUGAAGGUUGACACUAAUGGCAGUGCACCCACUGAAGUUCAAGUUGCUGAGACAACUUUGGAUGCUGCUCAAGAAGAGAAGCCUCCUAAUUCCUUGGAAGAAUAACUCAUAGAGCUACAACAAGGUGUGCUCUAGAGUUGAAUUGAUUAGGAAACUCCAUUAUAUUUAUUAUCAUAAAAAUAUAAUUCGGCUUUGGAUGGUAGGUAGCUUACCAGUAAUCAUUUACUUAUGCACCUUCUAUUCUGAAAUAAUUGAAUCAUAAAUAAUCAACUCAUCAAUUAAGGACACCUCUUUUCUUUUUUUGCAUUGAACGGAGGCUUUCUUUUAGAUGAAGGAAAGCAUCCUAUGAAGAUAAAAAGAAGACAAAGGAGAAGCUUAGGUCAUGGCUUGUAAGAAUUGAGAUGAAACAAAAUUGUGCAUUGGGGUUCAAAUGCAUGCUUAACAUAAUUGAAAGUGUAGUUAGGAUUUUGGCCUCUGCGCUUUCGUAAUCGAGAAAGAUACUGUUGCAGCGAUGUCAAAUUGCCAACUGCCAGGGGAAUGAGAGGCACUCCACAUUAAGCAAUGGACCCCAGAGAAACCGAAUGGAUGUAGAUAAUUGAGUGAGGCCAAGUUGUUGUACAAGACAUUUUGUCCCACUCACCAACAUUAGUGGAAACGGUCCUCAUCCUAUAAAUUUUUACUUCCUCUGUUUUAGAAUAGGAAUAGGAGUAGAGGUUAUCAGAUUUUAUCUUUGUAUUCA